Molecule: messenger RNA, 8077 nt
Organism: Polistes canadensis
Lineage: Eukaryota; Metazoa; Arthropoda; Insecta; Hymenoptera; Vespidae
Gene: Lim3
Product: LIM/homeobox protein Lhx3
Exons: 8
Coding region: 2888-4585 (565 amino acids)
Biological process (GO): regulation of transcription by RNA polymerase II; neuron differentiation
Cellular component (GO): nucleus
Molecular function (GO): DNA-binding transcription factor activity, RNA polymerase II-specific; RNA polymerase II transcription regulatory region sequence-specific DNA binding
Source: RefSeq, a predicted model, not a curated record
UACACCCACACACGCACGCACACACACACACACACAUACACACAAACAGACACCUACACCUUUGGAUAGGCUCUCCACAUUACCUUCUCUGUUCACGCAUCCCUCUGGAUUCCCUCUUGCUUUCUCGGCAGCGUCGACUUCGUAGCCAAGGAACAUCGCGAAUCCUGGAUAGUCUGAUAGUGUCGUGUCCGCGGGUUAACCUUUUCGUUCUUAAUUAAAAUCCUCCCUAUUUACGAUUAAAUUAAAUUCAAUCUAAUUAAUCCUAAAUCUUCUUCGAUAUCGACGUUUAACAAAAAGUCAAGUGAUCAGAAGAAAAAACAUAAUACAUAAUCAAAUUGGAUUUUCGCUUUCCAAGAUUUCCAAGAUAAACAGAGAAGAAGGAUGUUAUCAGGAUGUCUCCGAGGAUCGUGGAUACGUCGUCCGUUCAUGAAGACGUCCGUCCUCUCGGUGAAUUGUACGAGUGAUUUGCGAUCGGCGUAAACGAGACGCAUCGCGAGAAUUCCAAUCGUCCUCUGCGUAAUCUCAAUUCCCAGUUGGACUACCCAACAAGGUGGAACGAAAGAAUCGAAUCUUCUUCCUCUUCUUUUUAUUAUUAUUAUUCUUCUUCUUAGUUCUUCUUCUUCUUCUUCUUCUUCUUCUUAGUUGUGCAGGAUGUAUAAGAGAAUGAUUUUAGCGAUCGUACGCGAGAAACCGUGCACGGUGACUAGUCAAUGGAAUCAACCAGUGUCUUCGAUGGAUAACUCAUCACGAACGGGUUUGCCUCUUUCUCCAUGAGAGAGAAAGAGAAAAAGAGAAAAAGAUUGAGAAAGAGUAAGAUAAAGAGAGGUGGUCCAGGAACCAGCGGAAUUCUCCUUCUCGUUUCUUACGUCGAGUCAACGAGUUCGAUCACGUUCGAGUUUAACCGUCGGACCUAAAGCCAAAAGAAGAUUCUCCAAAGGGAACGCCGACUAGAUAUAUCCCGUAAAGCUAUCGCUUUACCGACCGAUUCUCGAGCUUUUUUCUCGACCUGGCAUGCACCGUUUGCAUCGGGCCCGGGCCACAUUUACAUCGACGCGCGUGUAAAAACCGAGCCGUCGCUCGUUCGACGCCAAGAUCGAAGGGGAGGCAUCGUUUCGUAAACCACGAACGAAAGAUAGAUCCUUUCGAUCGAAUUGUUGGACCCUUCUCAACCUAGCCGAUCUUUCCUUCUACUGUAUUUCAUCGAUUUCUCAUCAUUUUUAUUCUAUAAAUUCUUUCGGAAUAUUAUCUCUUUUGAGAAUAAUAUAUAUUUACGGAGGAAACAAAAUUAAAUGGAAAUUUAUUGUUAAACAGAUUAAAAAAAGGAAAAACAACAUUGUCGUCGAAUUAAGCGGUAAGAAAAAUUUUCCCUCGCUUGCGAUUGAUCGUAAAGGACAAAAAAAAGAAACGACAUCAAAAAAAGAGAUCAUCUCGAUCUGAAAACGGCAUGUCCAAGGUUAAGUCGAGAUAAACCGAGACAGUAGUACAGAUAAGGAGUCGGAUUGUUGCCACGAUCCAAGUCUACGAGAAGUAAAACGGAGAAACGUCGAGUGUGCCGUUGGAUUUAAAUCUACGAAGACUAACCUCGAUGCUCUUUUUUAUCAUCUUAUGCAUUUCGAUCUCAUUGGAUUUUUUACUAUUUCAUUCUGAGUUUUAUUUUAUUCUCUUCGUGCACUGAUCGGAAAAGGAAACUUUUCGUCACGUUACGAUGAAUCUUGGAAAGGAUCGUUUCGCAAAACUAACAAAAGUACAACGCGGACAAAAAAGAAACGGAUCGGUAAGGAAAUAAAAAAGAAGAUUUAAGAAGAAGAGAAACUGUUGCAAGAUCAGGUUUUAUAUGGAAUUCGAAAUACGGACAGAUUUUUGUCAUUUUGAAGAAACGCGUCGAUACGUUAAAGCAUUUCCCGAAAGGUGACAAUUUGUAAUUUAAAACACGAUAAACAUUCAAGCACGUGUAAAUACUAACGCGUAACUAAAUUGUUUCGUUCAUUGAUAACGAUAUUUAAUUGUAUCGACCUUUAAAAGAUACUAGCAAAGAAGAGUACACCUCGCGUUACCUUCAAAAUUUAUUGAAGAAUCGUAUAGAUCAAUUAGUUUCUUUUAUGACAACAACGAGCAACAGGAACAUAGGUAUGUGUAUACAUACAAAUCGUAAUCGGAUAAACUACUACUCGACGAAAAUUAUUGAGCGAUAGUAUGAUCGAGUGCCUCUUGACGAUCAUUUCGAUCACCAAAGACGGAUAACAAUUACACACGGUUACCGUCGCUAAGUGAUCUACGAAAUCUUGCCGACGGAACGCGGAUGAUAUAAAGUAGAAAAAAAAAGAAAAAAAAAAGUUGACACCGAUUUAAUCACAAGACUCUAUAAAUAAAUAAAUCAACCUAAUAAUAUUCUUUUGCGUUAAUAAUAAAAGAAUUACUACAUAGUUGAAUCAGUGAUGAAUAGUGAGAAGUGCCAGUGCGUAAAUUCAGUCACGUGUCAAACUCGGACGCAAGCUAAAGCUCUCACGGUUGAAAAUUAUUUAACUAGGUAAAAAAAAAAAAGAUUCUUACUAGAUAUAUUUUCAUCAAACUGUGUUCGAGUGAGUGAUUUUAAAGAUCAAAUAGAAGAUUGUUUAAUUUUUCGUUAGGGGGGAAAAAAAACAAAAAGAAACUUUUAAAGUAGAUUAAAAAAAUUUCUCUCGAGAUAUAAGAAAACACAAAACGUUUAUCGAGUUUCUAAAAGGGGAAAGAAUUGAAAUUUGAUAACUCGAUCAAAGAUAUACUUAGACUGGAGCUGUACUUGCCAUACGCACCACUGCCGGGGGGUGGCGAGAUCCUCCCGGCAGUGAACACGGGCGCUGCUUCUGGUGGCUGUCGUCCGGUGCUAUUGGGUGGCAUCGAUUUGUCGAUGUCGGCAGCGGUGGAACCGGUUCCGACGCUACCAACGCUACCAACGAGUGGACUACCAGCUCACAAUCCUCUCCAUCAUCCGCCCGGAGGACUGGCCUUGCCACCCUUGGCUUCGGCCUCAGUUAUGAUGCCACGUCCACCACCGGGUACUACCAUGCCACCUCUUGGUCCAUCUUCUUUGCCGCAGGCUCAUCAAGAUACCGGAGACCUAGCUGACACUCCGCCCAAUCCUGACGUCCUUUUGGCUCUUCUAGCCAGGAAUAAGAACUUGGAAGAUGAGUUACAUUCUACGAGAAUUACUGUGACGCGUUUCUUCAUCGCUAUGACUAUGAUAAGCCUCGAGAUGUUGAGUCGUGAGACUCUGCCGCUGGAAGGGAUGUACCAGCGAGCUCGCGAGGAGAUGCUCACUCCGCCACAAAGUAGCCCGGAGUCUCAACAUCGACGCAACACUGGUAACAACGUCGCUGAUAAUACCAUUUGUCACGACAUGCACCCUCUCAGUCAACCUGCCGUCGAUCUAGGCUUACCCUCGCAUAUUCCGGAAAUUCUUUAUUCCUCGAUACCGAAAUGUGGUGGUUGCCAGGAAGCAAUCCUGGAUAGGUACGUGUUGAAGGUCCUAGAAAGGUGUUGGCACGCGAGAUGUCUGACCUGUCGGGACUGCGGAGCAAGGCUAACAGACAAAUGCUUCGCGAGAAACGGCCAUGUCUUUUGCAAGGACGAUUUCUUCAAGUGUGGCAGGCGUUUUGGGACGAAAUGCGCGGGCUGCGGCCAAGGAUUGGCACCUUCGCAAGUGGUAAGAAGAGCGCAAGAAUUGGUGUAUCAUCUGACCUGUUUCUCCUGCGCACUCUGUUCGCGACAGUUGGACACCGGGGAUGAAUUUUACCUCAUGGAGGAUAAGAAACUCGUCUGCAAACCGGACUACGAACAAGCCAAGGCAAAAGAACUAGCCGACGGCGGUAGCAUCGAUGGUGAUCAACCAAACAAGAGGCCGCGAACGACGAUCACGGCGAAACAAUUGGAGACCUUGAAAUUGGCGUACAAUACCAGUCCGAAGCCAGCGAGACAUGUUCGGGAACAACUCUCGCAGGACACGGGUUUGGAUAUGCGUGUCGUCCAAGUGUGGUUUCAAAACAGGAGGGCAAAGGAGAAGAGACUGAAGAAGGACGCCGGUAGGACAAGGUGGUCGCAGUAUUUUCGAAGUAUGAAAGGUACCAGUGCGGGUGGACAUUCGCCUAGGCACGACAAAUUACUUGACAAGGACGAACUCAAAGUUGAUCUGGAUUCGACCUUUGGCCAUCACGAUUUAAGUAACGACAGUUACGGGACGGUUGUGAAUAUGGGAUUGGACGGAGAAGGUGCGAGUCCAGGUGGUGGUGGAAACAGUGGUAGCGGUGGACCACCUCGUGGUUAUUUAGGUGCAACUACACCACCUUAUCUAUCGACAUCCCGAUCACCGUCCUUACCACCACAAUUUCCAUACCCACCAGAUGCAGGUCUUUCAGUAUACACUACACUCGGAGGGCCAGGAGGCAUGGUACCAGGACCUGCAUCGGAUCUUAGCAACGAAUCGAGCGGGGGUGGUGGUGGUGGUGGUGGCGGUGGCGGUGGUGGUUAUCCCGACUUUCCACCCUCGCCGGAUUCCUGGCUUGGAGAGCCACCCUCGCACGCUCAUCACCAAUCACACUACGCCACAUAACCCGCCAAAGCCGAACGAUAUCGAAUACCGUCUAAAAUAACGCAACGCUAUGGAACAACAUUUACCUGACGACAGACACAAACUCUCCUCGAGAUUAAUGACGAAUGAGAAGAAUCCCGUGUUCUCGAAUCCCUUCUAUUAGGGAAAGACUCGUCGUCGUCGUCGUCGUCGUCGUCGUUCUAGCCGAUUACACAUUUAUGUCAUUACACUUACGACAAUUAAAUACGCGUUGCGAUUUAUUCGAAUUCAUUUAUGUCCAAAUUUGACAUUGCUUCGAUAUGAAAAGGGUAAUUAACGGUUUGGAAAUGUGAAACAAGUUCGAAGAAGACGUGCGAGUAACGCAAAAAUUAUAAAGCGUACCAUAAAUUUGAACUAUGGUCGUAAUUAGAAGGAGAGAUUAUGGUCGGUGAUUGAUUUGUUGUCAUUACAAAUUAUUUAUUUGAUACUAUUAUCACUUGGUUAUUAAUCGAAACAUUUAAAGAGAUUUAUGAUUCUAGUAUUCGUCCACAUAGUAGAGCAUCGCAUGAACGAUGCAACAAAUUAAUGAACUUUAACGUUGUUUCGCGCGCAAAUAAUUGACAUUUUUUUGUAUGGUGAAAGAAGAGAGCAAUGGAUUAUACCAACUUAUCAUAAUAAUAAUCGCGAUCGACGUUCUCUUAUUUCGUGUGUAUAAUUGACGUUAUAUAAGUAUUAUUUAUAUAUAAAAUCUAAAAAUGUAAGAGCAUCAAAGUACUUAAAACGAAAGAAAGAAAGAAAAAAAAAAAUAAUGAAAUGGAAUUGAAAUGCGAAAUCUUAGCGAUCGAUCGCUUGACUCUCUCACGAUCAAUCAAACUUAAUCUCAAGAUGUGUUAAAGUUGGUUUUUCCCAUUUAAAAAAAAAAAAUAAUGCGAAAAAGUGAAGUGUGCACCCAACAGCAAUCGAGUAAGAUCUAACGACGGGACGAUGAAAAUCAAAAAUGAUUCAUCGUGAGUAUUAAAUUCGACUCGUGAUAAAUGAAUUUCGGCGUAAUAUUUCGAGAGAUGUAAUCUGUAAAUUCCAGCAUCGAUGAACUGUCGCGUAAGUAUCGUAUAUACACGACGAACAUGCACGUAUCUAUUUAUCUAUCGUUAUCGAGCAGUGUUGCUCUUUCAAGGUAUUGAUCGUGUAUAACUAUCGAAAUCAGCUUUCAUGGAAUUUCUUGCAUAGCUCGAAGUAUCGUAGAUUCGAAAGAGAAAUCAACACAAUUCGCAUGAUCGUAUUGUGACUACUUUCAAAAUGAAAUAAUCCAAAUAUCUUUUUCGACCUUUUCAUUUUCUAUUCAUUUGGCAACAAAUGUAAUAUGAAAAAGAGUUUUUAACUUCUGAUAAACUAAUCGGACCAUAUAUUAUACAAAAUAUUAUUAUGACAUUCCACAUUUUUAUCGAGAGUUAAACGAUCGAUACUUUUACCUUGUACAAGCUAUUUCUUAGUAAAUACGUCUUUAUUUCCCCGAAAUAUCUACUUACUUACUUACUUCUUAAUUACUUGUUAUAUUUAAUAUCGUGUGUUUGCGUAUAAGUGUUCAAUUUGUUUAUUGAAUCUUCUGUACGAAUUUCUAAGUGACAUGAGCUAGUGAUCGGUUAGCACAUCGAUACUUUGAUUUUUCUUACAAAAUAUUGCAAAAGUAAGUGGAAGUCGAAAUGUUCGAAACUGCGUUCCAAGAAAUACAUUGAUUGCAAAUUCUAGAAGAUUAAAUUUAAAAAAAAAAAGUAGGUAUAGUUAUCUGUACGCGAAUGUCGUAUCAAAACGAUCAAUAAUUUUCUUUACAAAAUAAAUACUACAAAUCGAUGUCUGAUUAAACAAUUGAAGUAUUAAUCCUUAUAAGAAUUUGUAAUCAAUGGUAACAAAUGAUUUGUAGGUAAAGAUAUGGGUUUUACAAAAGACGUGCUAUUCUGAGAAUCGAUGAACAUAAUUAUUUCGCCAUUCGGAUUAUCUCUUUUAAUCUUUUUAACGUUGCAAAAGUUCAGAACGUUUAAUAAUUUCAUUUACAUAAAACAGUACAAAGGAUAGAUUCUCCAAUUAAUUAUUUAGUAAUUAUCUUAACUAUAAAUCCAAGAGUCGAUAAUGCAGAUCCCUUCGUUGGUAUUCCGAAUAAAAUCAAAUUAAAUUCGUUCGCAAAAGAAUUGCGAUCGAUCAUACUGGAACAAACAGGUCAAACAAAUGGUGAUAAUCAAAAUUACAAUUAGUUUAUAGAACAGUGAAGAUCGAAAAUAUGUAAAUGAUCAAAAUAAUUACGCUGGUUUCGAUCGAUUACGAAUAAUGUCGAAAAAUAAAGCUCCGGCGAAUGAUACCAAUAUUUUUUCUUUCCUUCUUAUUAUAUUGAAAUUUGUAUACACGUUCUUCGAGGAAAAGAAAGAAGGAAGGAAAGAAAGAAAGAAAGAAAGAAAGAAAGAAAGAAAGAAAGAAAGAAAGAAAGAAUGAAAAGAGAAAGAAACAGAUAAAUUUAAUAUGCAUAUAGAUAAAGCGCGAUAAUGUUGUGAAUCAAAAAGAAAAAAAGGGGGAUCUUUCUCCGCACCAUAAUUGGAUUUUCUACAAAUUAAUAGAUGAAAAUUCUACGUGCGUCUCGUAUCAAUUAAAAAAUGAAGCAUUUAAUCGCGUAUAUUACAUGCAAGAACUGUAAUCGAAACACAAUCUUCAUAGAUUUGUAUCUAUCGUACUGGAUUUGCUCUAUGGAUUUUUUCUUUCGUUUAUUUUAUCGGUCUCCGAAAAAAAAAAAACAACAAAAAAGACACAUUGCUUUUUAUAUUAAUCGCAAUAACUCGUUCGAUGUUCUACAUACGUGUAUGUAGUAUUAUUAUAUAUUUGGUAUAUAGAUUUUAAAAUAUAUAUAACAAUCGUGAAUCCAUCUGUGUUUAACUCGAACAAGAUAAGAUAUCUUAUCCCAAAAAAUGGACAGAUAUGUUCAUAAUACAUACGUAGAGUUCAUGGAACGAUCAAUCGAUCUUGUAAAAUCGAACCGGGAUCUUCUUUUUUCUUACGUAUAACUACUGUCGUUUAUUUGGUUCGUCGUACGUCUUCUUGGUUCGUUAAAAAAAAAAAGGAAAGAAAAGAAAAGAAAGAAAAAAGCAAAAAUACACUCAUCGUAAUUGUCAUGAGAUUUUGAUUACAGUUCUUGAUCAUAUAUAGCAGCGUGCUAAUGGAAAAGUGUCACUGUAGAAUUGUAUAUACGUAUACCCUUCUCUUCCUAAUCAUUCUGCCUACAAAUUCAAUUAUCAUGAGAAACAAAAGAAAAUAAAAAUAACAUGAAAAAAUGCGUUAAGAAAGAUAUUAUAUUAAACGACUAAGAAAGAGUGAAAUGUUGUACAAUAUGAAAAGAAAAGAAAAAGAAAACUGAUUUUGUGCUCCUCAUCGAACUUGACGGACAAAAAACAUGCGUGUAAUUAUCGCAGUUCGCAACUUCACCGAAAUCGGUUAUUACGGAUCUUUAUAUUAUUAUCUAGUCAUCAAGUGAUAAUAAAAAUUUAUCAUAAUCUA